This is a messenger RNA of Lates calcarifer (barramundi perch), 2091 nucleotides long. It is a transcript of the gene srm, whose product is annotated as spermidine synthase. The transcript has 8 exons. Gene Ontology annotation, biological process: spermidine biosynthetic process. The record is from RefSeq and is a predicted model, not a curated record. Lineage: Eukaryota; Metazoa; Chordata; Actinopteri; Centropomidae. Gene Ontology annotation, cellular component: cytosol. Gene Ontology annotation, molecular function: spermidine synthase activity. Bases 95 to 964 code for a protein of 289 amino acids.
UCAGAGCACGGCCAAGUGUCAUCUUUGUCGUAACUCACUCACAUUGCCACACUGACAAACACGUUAGUUUUACUUGUGGCUGCUGGCAGUUGUUAUGGACCACAUAAAAGAUGGGUGGUUUACGGAAUUGUGCACGUUAUGGCCGGGGCAAGCGAUGAGCCUCCAAGUGGAAGAGGUCCUCUACCAUAAGAAAUCCAAAUUUCAAGAUGUUAUGGUUUUCAAGAGUAAAACCUAUGGUAAUGUCUUGGUGUUGGAUGGAGUGAUCCAGUGCACAGAGAGGGAUGAGUUUGCCUAUCAAGAGAUGAUUGCCAAUCUUCCACUGUGCAGCCAUCCUUGCCCCAAGAAGGUGCUGGUUAUUGGUGGUGGAGAUGGUGGUGUGCUAAGAGAAGUGGUGAAGAAUCCCCUGGUGGAAUCGGUGGUGCUGUGUGAGAUAGAUGAGGAUGUCAUUAAUGUAUCAAAGAAGUUCCUCCCAGGGAUGGCCAAAGGCUUCUUCAGUCCCAAGCUCACCCUCCAUGUUGGAGAUGGUUUUGAAUUCAUGAAGCAGAACCAGGAUGCCUUCGAUGUCAUUAUAACCGAUUCUUCAGACCCAGUUGGGCCUGCGGAGAGUUUGUUCAAGGAGUCGUACUAUCAACUGAUGAAGGCAGCAUUGCGAAACGGUGGAAUUCUUUGUUCCCAGGGAGAGUGUCAAUGGCUCCAUUUGGAGCUGAUAAAGGAAAUGCAGACCUUCUGCAAGACCCUAUUCCCUGUGGUGGACUACGCCUACAGCACCAUCCCAACUUAUCCCAGUGGCCAAAUUGGAUUCAUGCUCUGCAGUAAAAAUCCUGAAACAAAUUUCAAGGAACCAGUGAAAGCUCUGUCGAAAGAAGACAUGGAAAGUAUGAACCUUAAAUAUUACAACCCUGAAAUUCACAAAGCAUCAUUCGUCCUCCCUGAGUUUGCAAGAAAGGUACUCAGUGAAGCAUGACCUGCAACAACAGACCGCCAUGUUCAUCCUCUGCCUGGCCCUCAGACCACAGAUAAGCAACGUUACUCUACAGCUACACCACCUCCUCAACACAUUUCAGCACCACUGAAGCAGCCUCCUGAAGAUUUCAUGUGUGGUGGCAGUUAACAAUCAGUGGGUGGCAACUUGCUGAUUUACACAGAGAAAGCGUUAAUUUGUGCCCCUCCUUCCAGUCUUACAUGCGCGUGGUGUAUAUUUAUUUUUCUCGUGUAUUUGAUUUUUCAUUCUUACUCUGUAAUUGUCUCAUCAGCAUUUUGGUAAUGAGCAAUUUGACGGGCUGGGGCUGAGUGGUAAGAGGGUUGCCAUCAAACCUGACCUCACUCUGAAACGUUGUACUGUUUAUGGGAGUCACUGCACCUACAUGUUAUGCAAUAUAUUACAUACCAUAAAGAGUAUGUACAUGUAAUGUAUUGCUGCAUUUUUAUUCGUAAUGUUUGAUAUCAGUUUGUGCUCAUAGGAAAAUACAUAGCUGCCAUCGGUCAUUACUGGAUAUUCAGAAUACCAAUGUGUCCUCUACACAUUAUCCCUAUAGUGCCUGAAUUUGAUUGUUGCAAAAGGAAACUUUUUUUCUGUAUCUUUCAUAGUUUACCAGGCAGAUAUUGUCCUAGAUGAAAGUUCAAAUUUCAAGAGUUGAGACAACUGUCCCUUUAAAAUAUCACCAACUAAAAAUGAGGUAAAUCUAACUUCAAUGUUAUGGUAUUAAAAUGCAAAUGAUGAGAAAAAAAAUUAAGUAUAGUAUUUGAGCUUUGCAAUGCAAGAAAUGUCUUUUAAGAUGUGAAUUCAUUAUGCAAUUAUAACUUGCAGUAUUGGGUACUGACCACUGGUAGUUUAGGCUGUACUGUAAUAAGCCUACGUUUGAGUCUUACUGCAGGAUGCUGUUCAUUUUCUCUUUUACAGGAAAUCUAAUGUCUCAGUGUGGUUGUUUUGUUUGUUGAGCUAACAUCAAAAUAUCUUAAGUUACUACCUAUUAGUUUUAAAUCCACAUUGAAUAUCUGUCGAGAAAUGGUGUCAUACCUGAGCAAUGAAUUUGUGUUUUUAUAAGAAUUAUGAACUGUUAUCAACUGAUAAAAAAUAAAACAGUUACUUGA